AUGCGAUAUGACCAAAAUCGAAUGAAAAACGUGUCUCAAAUCAUAAACGACAAUAAUUCGGAUAUGAGUGAUUGGGGUGUUGGCACCAAUGGUGUCGCAAACGGAAAUGGAAAUAUUGGUGCAAGUUCGAAAAAUAAUGGAGCAAUAUUUUCACCGCCAUCUUCAAGAUAUGGUGGAGAAGAUGACGCUUCUUCAACAACUCAUUCAAGGUGAGAAAAAUGAUAGAUUUUUCACAUAGUUUCCAUAAAAAAAUGAAAAUAAAUAUUGAUUAUUUACACAGAUGGUGAUUUAUGGGAAAUUUGAAAAAUCAGAAUUUUGAGGGCGAAGGCAAUUCAAGAAAAAAUAAUUUCAAAUUGAAAAUCAUGAAAAAUUUAGUCUAGAACUUGAAAUUUUUAAUUACACUUGUUAAUUAAAUUCUGGAAAACUAUUGAAAUUUAAAUUUUACUUAGAAAUUCUUAAAAAUAUCACGUUCAAACCAGAAAAAAAACCAGAUUUCCUGUUUUGAAUCCCAGAAAAAAAAUCAUUCCCCAAUCUGUUUUCGGGACUCAAAAACCUUCAGAAAUCCUCCAAAUUUUAUUUUAUGUUCUCCAAGCCUGAAAUUCAGGUUCUAGAAUAUUUUUUACUCGACAAUAUCAUUUUUUCGAGGCAUUUUAAGCUCUGAACUUUAAAUUUGAUGAAUUCAAGCCAAAUUUAAGGUCCUAAAGUCAUUUUUCUUUUAAAAUCCCCCAAAACCCCUUAUUUUCAGACCCCGCCGAAGUCGCCUGGACAACGAUAUUCAACCACCGAUGCCAAUUCUCUACCCACGCCCACAACAACAUUCCACCCGUAAACUUCCCAAAAACAACGGUGUUCCACGUGGAAUCGAUCCAAAUAUGGUAAAUGGAAGGAGAUCUGCUGGAAAUCAUGGAUCACAUAAUGCAACUUUCAAUGGAUAUGAUUUGAAUUAUUCAAGAAGUAAUUAUAGUCUUCUAGGAAGAUCGUAUGCUAAAGAUUAUUCAAAAAGAUCUGGGGGAGGUCAGAUUUUGGCUCCCCGAAGGCCGAGAUCUACUCUAGGAGCUGGACUGAAUUAUGAAAGUUAUUCGACGUCUGGAGAAGAGCCAGCUGAAGAAAAUCUAGAGGAAGAUGGAUCUGAAGGAGAAUCUGAGGGAUCUGAAGAGGAGGAACUUCGAAAAUACUACCUCCAGGCUCAGAGAGCACAAGGAUCGCGGAGUGUAAAUUCAGCCUCGCAGGCAUUUUUCGAUGGUGGUGAAGCCUAUUAUUUUGGAGUUGUUCAUUUGGAUUUGGAACUCGUUGCUCAUGUUAUAAAAACGUGUCCGCCACCCAAUGAAUAUUAUGAAUUGCAAGCUAUCGAGAAAGUCGCUUAUAUUUUUUAUUGUGCAGUUUACAAGAAACCAUAUCAUAAUAUACAGGAAUUUCACAAGGUUUUUAAUCGCGAGUUUUAUAAAUUUGUUUGUGCGGGAGAUAGCAAUGAUUUGGCGUUGUUCAAGGUGAGAUUUGGUGGGGAAUUUGAAAAUUUUGAAUUUUUCUAGCUAAAAAUCAAGAUUUUCGGGGAAAUUUAAAAAAAUAGGGUCUUCGAAACCUUGAAAUCCUUGUACAAAAUCAGUAACUUCAGGAAAAUUUUUCUGAAAAUCCAAUUCAGCCUGAAAAUUGAAAAGUUCUGGAAUUUUUUGGUCUGAAUCUAGCUAAAAAUCCGAAAUUUUGAGCCUAGAAAUUCUCAAAAAUGAUUGAUUUUUUCCUUGAAAAUUUGUGAAAUUCUGAAUUUUAAGCCUGAUUCAAGGCCUAAUUUUAAGCCUAGAUCAAGAAAGCCUUAUUUCGAGCCUGACAAUCCACAAAUUCCAUUCCAGAUCUGCAAAUCAAUGCAAGACCAACAUCGUCUGAAACAACUCGAAGAGUCCAAAAAAGCCUAUGAAAAAGCUCAAAAAGAAGCCGCCGAAACCGCAAAAUUGGAUUUCAAUAAAUAUAAAGGAGAAAUCAGUGAUGAGCAUCAUGUGGAAAUAAAUCAACCAGAAGAAGUGCUCAAUUUCGGACCACUCAAAUUCCAUUCCGGACAUGUUUUUGCGAAUUUCGGAAUUGGCGGGAAAAUGGUGAUUAUUCGACCGGCUGGAAGUAUUGAUCCAACAAAUGGACAAGUUUUUAGCACCGCGAAUAUUGGAGUGGAAGAUUUGAGAACGUUUUUGGCGAAAGAUGAACAAACGAUGAGGGUUAUUGAAUUGGUGCAGAGUUUUAAAGGUCCCUUGAUUCCUGGCCAAACUCCCACACAUUCAGUUCGUCUUUAUAUUCAACGACAAAUUGAUGCGCUUCGAAAUGUGGAAAAAAGUGGAGAUGUGAAAAAAUCGGAAAUUGUUGAUGCACUUUUGGUUUGGCAAUUGUUGGAAAUUAUGGUUCAACAGCACGGGGUCAGUUGGAUUUUUGGGUGGAUUUUGAUCCAGAAAUUGCUCAUUUUCCCUCUACAAAACCCCUAAAUGCAAUGUUUUUCAGCGAGUUACUGGACCCGAUGUUGCAACUUUGUUGACAAAUGCAUCGGAAGAAUUGGCGGAAAAAACUGGAGUUUCAGAAAGUUUGGAGAAUUCUGCGAAUUCGAACACUUCGAAAUUGGAAGCGAAGGAGAAAUUUAACAAAUUUUUGCUUGGCGGACAUGUUAAUGUGAGAAAAAUGGGGUGAAAACUGGGAUUUUUGGUGAAUUUCGAACUGAAAAAUCACCGGAAAAUGAUAAUUUUUAAUCUGAAAAACCAUUCAAAAUCAGCUAAAAUUCCUGAAAAUCAUCUGUAAAUGAUAAUUUUCCACCUGAAAUUCAAAAAAUGUUCCAGGAAGCCAUCGAAAGUGCAAUUUCUGAUGGAUUAUACGCUGACGCAAUGACCCUAAUUCGACGUAUUUAUCCAAAUGAUACCAAGAAAAUUGAGGAAAUUGAGACGCGUUUCUUGCAUUUGAGAUCGAUUGAUGAUCCAUAUGCCACGUUGGUGGCUGUUGCACAAGAUCAACCACCUCCGAUUUUGGUGAGUGGUUUUGAGGAGGAUUUGGGGAAAAUGGGGUAGAAUUUGAGAUUUUUGAGACCAAAUAAACAAAUUUCGAUGGAAUUCGGAGCGUUUUGAUAUCUCAUAAGCCUAUAAUUAAGAAUUUAAUUAGUGAAUUUUCAUUAAAUUUACACAUUUUGUUUUUCCAGUGCCUUAAUUCAGUUGAAGCUUCAAUAAUUAUUGAUUUUUUGAUACUAAACAAGUCUGGAAAGAAAAAAAAAUCUGAAAACUUUCAAAUUAUCCGAAAAUUGCUCAUUUUUCUUCCCAAAUUUCCAAUAUUUCCAGACGAAUUCGGCAUUCGACGAUGAUAAUAACUGGAAACGCCACGCAGCUAUAAUUCUAGCAAAUUUAUCAAGUCCAACAGCAAUGCAAACAGUUUAUCAUUUGGGAUUAAUGUUAUCGAAAAGAGAACGACACUGCGCGGCUGAUUUUUGCCUUUUGGUUGUGUGUAUUUUGGCUGGAUAUGAUCCGUUUUUACCAUUGGGAUAUGCGUGAGUUUUUAUGGAUUUUGAGCUAGAAUUUGUACGUUUCAAGGAUUUUUCAAGGCUAGAAAUUGUGAAAAGUCAUUGGUUUUUUAUAUGUUUGACAAAUUUUUUUUCAAAAACGCUGAGAAAAAAACAGAAAAUUUUUGAUUGUUGGUGAAUUUGGAGCUGAACUUUAUUGGAAAUUUUUAGCUCAUAAAUUUACUGCUUGAAAUAUGCUGAAAAAUAAGUUGUUCACUUUAAAUUAGCGUUAACGUUGAAAUUAUGAGCUAAAAUUAUUUCCACUGAAAAUUAUGAAAAAAUCCGAUUUCUGACCUGAAUUUCGAAAUUUUCAAGGUUUUUUGGUGUGGGAAAUUUAUUCACAAAAUUUUUAAACAAUAUUUUUUCUUUCUUUAGAAAAAAUAUAUUAUUUUAUCAAAAAUUAAUGUUUUUAUACCAAAAUUUACCAAAUUCCUUUGAAAAUUCUUAAAAUUCCCCAUUUUUUCAGAGAUGGCGAAGAAAAAUCACGAAAACACAUUGGCCUCAUUCACUCUGGUUCUCAUAUUCUCAACAAAAUUGACGGAUUAUCUGGAAUUGCCGGCUUCUCAUUCACUGAUUUACACGCCACCGAUAUUUUCGAUUUUGCACUUCGACUUUCGAAUCCAACUUCAGAAACUCCUCUCGCAAAAUCCAAAGAGUAUCAAACAAAUCGCCUAGAAUACAUUAAGAAAAUUGCGAAUUAUGGGGGAUUUGCGACUGAUGCAUUUAGAUAUUGUACAGAGGUUGCGAGAUCGAUUUGGCCGCAUUUGGGAGCUGCGAUUUUUGAGACGGAAUAUUUGGAGGAACUCGCGGAAUUGGCGGAGAAUUUGAAAUAUUUAUCUGCAAGUCCAAUUGGGGAAACCGAAUGGAUUCAAAGUUUGAGAGCUAUGAUUGGAGCUGGAAAUUUGGUUGGAAGUGCUGAAAAUGUCACUGGAAGUGAAAUUCAAGCUGAAAAUCAUUCCCAGGCUCAAGCUCCAGAAAAUUCACAUGUCCAAGCUCAGACACAAAAUCUAGCUGGAAAUAUUCCUCAAACUGAAAUUACACCGGGAAAUCUUGCUCAACUUCAAAACCAUGCUGGAAAUCAUAUCCCAUCUCAAAAUCAAAAUUCCCAACCUCAAAAACCGGCUGAAAUUCCACCUCUACCCAAAGCCCAGUCAAAUUUCCAAUCUGAAGCUGAAAAUUGGCAUCAGGACCGUCAAACACCGAUCGAUUUUGCACCCGCCAAAUUCCAACAACCCGACGAUUUUUCUAGCGAUUCAGCAACUUUGGAAGAGGAUUCGGUGACUCUCACCGAAUCUACAGAAACUUCACUGGUUUCUGCUCCACCGGCUCCACCAAAAAUUGCACCAAUUCCUCCACCAGCUAUCGUUCGCCCGCCAAUUGAAAUUCCUGCGCCAAAACCACCCCAGCCAACAUUGGAAGCCAAAUCGCCGCGCAGUGAAUUGGAGGAUUUGUGGGCACAAGCUCCGCCGGCAGUUGCACCAAAAAUUGCACCAAGAGUUGCGCCAAGUCAUCAAGCACCACCACAGGAGCAAAAACAACAAAAACCGGAGCCAAGAAGAGAGAAGAUUGGAGAGGAGGUAAGGGUUUUCGGGAUGAAAAUUUGAAAAUUUUGAAGUUUAGAUCUUCAUAAAUCUUAAAAUUAGCAUUUUUGAGCUGAAAAUGAACUUGAGAAACAUUUCAAAGUUUUAUUAUGAUUUUUGAGCUGAAUAUGAGCUCAUGAUAGAAAUUUUGAUCAAAAUUUAUCUUUAGGCGUGUUUUUCAGCUUUAAAUUAUACUGAAAAUGAAGAUUUUUAAGGAUUUUGGGUGGUUCGGGGAUGAAAAUCUGGAAAUUUCAAAUUUCAACUCAAAAUUGAAGUUUACACAUUCAUAAACCUUCAAAAAAUUAGCAUUUUUGAGCUGAAAAUAAACUUGGGAAACAUUUUCGAAUUUUGAUUUUGGGCUAAAAAUGAGCUCAUGAAAUUCCCCAAAUUAUACUGGAAAUUGAAAUUUUGAGCUGAACACUUUCAGCUUAAAGUUAGGCUUAAAAUUUAGCUCAAAAUUCAAUUUCUGAUCUGAAAAUUAGGAUUUUCUAGGAAUUUUUAUUUUACAAGCAAGAUUUUUGAACUUAAAAUUCAAAUCAGAAAAAAAACAUUUCACGAAAAAAACCUGGAAUUUUUACAUAUCUCAUUUUCUAGCCUAAAUCUUCCAAAUUCCGUCAAAAAAUCUCUAAUUUUUCCAGAAAUCCGCGCCUUCGCUUGGAAAUGAUCGAAAAUCGUCAAGUUGCCGUGGAUGGUUUGGUUCAAUUCGAGAAAAAGUCAUCAAAUCAAUUCCCUCGAACAAUGCAAUGAUUUUACCGGAUGAUUCAAAACCUGCUAUAACUUGGGAUCCGAUAUCGAAAAAAUAUAUUGGAGCUGGAGUUGAAGAAGAAGUUGUUGCACCACCACCGCCAGCUAUGAAUAUGGAAAUCGCACCAAAUUUGGCCACGAAUCCAACAAUUUCGACGAAUUCCAGUACAAAUAGCUUGAGAAGAGGUGGAGCGUCGAGAUAUUUGAAAGCGACUGGAAUUGCGACAAGUUCGAAUUCGGCUGCUGGAGCUGCGAAUUUGGCGGCGCCUGAUAUGAUGAUGGCAAUGAUGCCACCAACUGCGGCACCCAAUUUUGGAUUUAUACCAGCUGUGCCAAGUGAUGAAUCGGAUGGUGAGUAAGGGAGGGAUUUGGAGCAUUUUGAGUGUAAAUAUGACUAUUUUUGGAGGUUUUCAAAGGAACAUACAGUAAUCCUGAGAUUUUUUAAUGAAAAUUGACGAAAUUUGAAGGUUUUUAAAGGGACAUACAGUAGUUCUGAGAUUUUUCAAUGAAAAUUAAGAGAAUUGCUUAUUCUAAACCUACUUACAGUAUUUUUAGAAGUAUUAUUCGGUUUUUGAUCUCGAAAUGUUCAGCUCACCGUAUUUUUUGAAUUUCAAAGGAACAUACAGUAAUCCUACUACAGUAAUCCUGAUUUUUUUACCUGAAUUUUUUUCGGAUUAGGGCUCGUUUUGAAGCUAUUGAAAUUCUUUACGAAAUGAGCCCAAAUUUUAUUUUUGAAAAGUUUUGAAUUUUGUAUGAAAAUCCCGAAAAUUAAAGAUUUUCGGCUGAAGAAAAUUUCAUCAUAAAUUUUAUUUAUGCUCAUUUAGAGCCCAAAUGUCAUUUUCAAAAAUUCUAAAUUUUUUGCUGAAAAUCCCGGCUGAAAAAAGUACUUUAAUAAUUUUCCUAAUUUUUGCAGAAGCCUCAAAUAUUGAUCCAUUCAGUGCUCAAACCGAAACGACAACGAAUCAGGCGAAUAAUUAG
Molecule: messenger RNA, 6816 nt
Organism: Caenorhabditis angaria
Lineage: Eukaryota; Metazoa; Nematoda; Chromadorea; Rhabditida; Rhabditidae
Source: the annotation of a GenBank genome assembly